Paramecium primaurelia is the source of this 1595-nucleotide messenger RNA. Lineage: Eukaryota; Ciliophora; Oligohymenophorea; Peniculida; Parameciidae. The record is from the annotation of a GenBank genome assembly.
AUGAUGAAUCGGUACUCCUUAUAUUUUAAAGAUAAUCAUUUAGAAGAUUCCUAUCAAAAAUAUUGGCUAGAGAUCAAUAGAAGACCUCUUUUAAAAAGGUUGAUAAUCUCCACAACUUUAGUUCAAAUCGCAGAUCUAUUGUAAAUUAUUGUUACAGCAAAAUAUGAGGUAUUAACUUGGAAUUAUGUGCUUGUGCAUUACUUAUUUGAAAUUAUUUUGAAUCUACUACUAAUCGUAAUAAUAAUAUAUUAACCUAAAUACAUAAGAAAAGGACUCUUAUUAUAUAAUCAUUUUUUUGCCACUGCUUUUGUAGCCAUUGAAUAUCUGGAAGCUAUGUAUUCAAUAAAUUAUUCAAAGAUAAUUUAAUUAGGAAUAAUAGGAUCAUAAUUUAUAAUAAUUUUGUCUUCUGACUUUAUUGAGGCUGCAUACUAAGCAAGCAUUUUUCCUUCAAUAUACUUAUUUAUGUGGUCAUAUGGAUAGGAACAGAUUUAUUAUUCUGGUAUAGUUGCAGUCAUCUUAUCAGGAUUGGUUUUGUUAUAAUGUUUAUAUGAUCAUUAAGUUGCUUUGAGAUCGUAAUUUUAAUUGGGUUUUAUUGAUAAUCAAUGGGAAAAUAUAUUUACAUAAUUAAUUGGUGAAUAAUAUUUAAUAUUUUAUUUUGAUAAUGCUACAUUUAGUUUUCAAUUAUCAAAUUCUAAAAAUUAUAUUUACAAAAUUGAUACAACUUAAUAGCUUAAAGUAUAUUUGAGAUCUAUAAAACUAAACAAAAAAUAAAAUUUUGAGUAAUUUUGUUUUGAAUAAAUUAAAAAUCAUAAAAACUUUUCUAGAGAUGAUCUUAAAUAGAAUUUAUCAAUUUUAUUUUAGGGUAAAACACAAAUAAUUCAAUAUUCAAUAUUUUAUAGUGUUCGACCUAUAAUUCUUUUAUAAGUUAUUUCUAAAGAUAAGAACAGCAAUUAAACAGAAAUACAAAUUGAUAAAAAGAUAAAAUUAGAUUCAAACUAUUAAUUUAAAUAUAAAAGGUUUAUAUAUUUGUUAUACUAACCACUUAAAAAGAAAUGUAAUGAUAUAUCUAUAUCGCUUAAUCUUUUAUCAAAAAUUAGAAAAAUCUGUCUAUAUGCAAAUUUAUAAGAAUAUAUCACUCCUCAUAGCAUUUUGUCAGUAUAAAUUUUCUAAUUAGAAUAUUUAUUUUAAAAAAUUAAUUUUAUAUAUGCAGAUUAUGAGAUAUAAAUUGAUAAUAAAAUCAAUUUAAUUACAAAUAACAAAGAACUUUUAUUAAUGUUUUUCAUUGAAAUAAUAGAAAAAACAAUAUCAAAACAUUUGAAGAUAACAACAUUAAUAUAAGAGAAUUUUUUAAUCUUUAUCAAAUUUACCUGCUACUACUCCAAAAAAUCUUUAGAUUAGUUAAUGCACAGAGUAAACCAUUACUCAAAUUUUAUAAAUAGCAUAGAAUUUGAAGAUUAAUGUAUAAUUAAAAAAUUAUUUUAGUUAUUGGGCUCUAUAUUCGAAAUAUAUCCUUAGAUAUCGGAAGUAAAUUUUCUUUACUACCAUCCAAUCAAAACUAAUUAUAUUAAAAUAUACUUAAUACUGAACGUUCUUGA